CUAAAUCAUGUCAAGUUGCUUAGAGGGGCUAACUUGCGUACCAAGGAACCCAAACUACUGCACGAGGUCCACAUAACCAUAUUAUGGGGCCACACACUUUGUCGCCGCACUAGCGCCUGCUGGAAGUUGUUGUCGCCGCACAUUCUUCUUAUCUCCAAAUGACAGACUUUUUCUCUAGGCGACAAAUUUGUCGCUUGGCGCUGCACUCGGGAUUUUUGAAUAAAUCCCCUUUCUUCUUCAUUUCCCUGUUGCUGCUGUUUUUUUGUUCGCGAUUCGCUUCUUACUUCAAUUCACUCAUUCUCGCUCAUUUCUCAACCAAAUACGGACAAAAGUUUUGCAAAUCAAAGCUUACUUCAUCUAGUUUCUUGAUCUAUGUAAGUUUUCUUAAAACUCACUCGAAUUUUGCUGAAUUUUCGCACGUUAUUUCACGAAUUUUCUGAAAAUUCAAAAAUUACUUUUCUCAAUUUGCUUUAUAUGUUUAAUUGUAUUCCAUGAAAUUGCUUGAUUAUGCUUUUAUAUUUCCUUGGGAGUAUUUUGAGACUUGUUUGACUCAAUUUGGUGGAGAAACGAACGAUUUACCAUUGUUGAACCCCCUAAGGUCGUGUGAACAAUACAGCUUGUUCUUCGCGUUUUUUGCUAGCUAUUCUUGUUCAAUUUGUCACAAUAAUUGUCAUAGUAUUGCAAUAAAUGGUUUAAUUGCUUGAAAAUACCAUAUAUGCUUGAAUUAAAUUCGUGCUCUGUUUUAGUACUACAUAAUAUCUUGCGGCUAGGCGAAACUUAGACACUAUAAAGCCUUAAUUUUUGUUAUUUUGCAUAAUGUAGAAUGGCUAGACAACACGGUUCUGGUUCUUGGUCUAGAGACACCCGACGGGAGCACGAGCCCGUUGGUGAGGGUGAGGAGCCAUCCACCUCUCUAGGACCCUUCCCUGAGUGGGAUGAGCGGACCUUGUUUUUCCCUCCUGAGCACCACAUCUCUGAGCGGGUGCGUCGCGGGAUCGUUAGCGAGAGGACUCGUAGCCAAAACUCUAGCAACGAAACCAUUGGCUAUUUGUUGGACAAAUAUUAUCGCAACGAUGAGGAGUUGCGACGGCUCUGGGAGUCUUGCGAGCUGACCGCCUUGCUUCGGGCCACUCAGGCUAUGUACCCUUUCAACCCGAGCCACCACAUGGUUCGAGCUUUGGUGGAGUUCUUUUGGGACACCACCAACACCUUUCACUUUCUCUGGGGCGAAAAUACUGUCACCCCUGCUGACUUCAGUCUUAUCUUGGGACUAGAGUUCCACUCUACUACGCUACCAUUUGACAUUAGGAUUAUAGUAGGAGCUGUUGGGUCCGAUUACUAUUUGGGCCCGUGCCGAGGUUGAGCCUGCAUGACUUAGUGCUCGGUGUAUCCGUUGGUCUACUCCUGCAAUGGCCACUACAACAUAAACGACCAAAUGCAAUGGUCUUAAGCAACGGUUAAAGAGUAUUGCAACGAUUGAGUGCAACGACCUAAGCUAAUACAACAGUUAUUGCAACGGUUAUAGAUAAUACAACCGUUUGUAGCAACGGUCUUUGCUAAUGCUACGGUUUUUUGCAACGGUUUAAAAAUUAGCCAUGGCAUUAGGUCUUUAACCGUUGCAUUAUAUGAUUGUAAGACCUGAUAAAAUAAAAUAGGAGUAUAAAAGUUUUGGAGUUGCGCGCUAUACCCUGGACUUUUUGUGCGCUUUUUUUCCCCAAAAUUUCAAAACCCUCAUUUCUUUUAGUCUCAAAUUCUUAAGUCUCUAGUACAUUACUCCCGAUUUACCAAACUUCAGCUAUAUUCUAGAGAAUUCCCAUUACCAAACUCUUUUCAAAACCCCCAAUACAGAACGAAGUCGACAUUGGCGCUCCGGCAUCCAUUUGGAGAUUAAUUAUCAGGAGUAAAGCAGUACCUCAGUUUCGGUAUUUGCAGCACUACACUCCCUCAGUUGGCCUAGAUGAAGGGGAUUAAGGCUAAAUCCAUCCCUCAAAAAAAAGUGAUAACAGAUUAUGAAAGGCAAAGACUAGAGCAACUAAAGCGUAACGCGGACAUAAUGGCAGCUUCUAGAAAAGGAACUUUGGCAUCACAAAUUUAUGAUAAAUCUCGAGCCUUUUCAUAUGCCCUUAAUGCUAUCAGCACAUGGGAUGACAAUAAUUUGUUUUCAGAUGAAGAUGAUGAAAAUGAUGAUGAGUACAUACCUGAAUAUGAGGGUAACCAGGAUGAAAUUGACUCUAGUACUAUAACAAGCAAGUGUAAGGCUGUUGUGAGUGGGAAAUUUUGUGGAGGGUCAACAAGAGGCAUGUCACCGCUUUCAUAUCUGCCACAUGUCAAGGAUAUUGCUACCAAAAAGGCUGCUCGCAAGGGCUCUUCAAACAAGUCGGGCUCAAUGGCUGCAUUUGUUCAGAACACCACAAAACAUGGUGUGGAAAACCAUACCGAGCUACCUCCAGUCAAUUCAAUAGGCAAGUUUCAACAAAGAGAUCACCAAAAUGGAAAUAACCCAUCAGGAAAACAAGCUCUCCAGCCACAAAAGAAACACCAACAAAAGACUUUUUGUUGUCCUGGAUCAUUGACUGCCUUUCGUGAGCUACGAAAAAAGCAAUCAGAGAAUAUGAUUCAAGACAAUGAAACAAACAGUACUUCCAACCUUGAAGUGGCAUAUGAAGGCCAGUUGAUCUCUAGUAGUGCAAAUGACUUUGUAAAUGAACAACCUGUAGAUGCAUGAUGGCAACAAUGUAAUUGAAGAUAUAACUGAAGCGAUAGACGAGGACUCUCGAUUGAGAACUAAAAGCCCACAAGAAGUUCCUGCAAAAAAGAAGCAUCGAGGUCCAAAAAAAUUGGUUAAGGUUCAUGGUCGUCCUAGGGAGGAACGCCCUUACCUUAUCUUGAAUAUUUAUGGGCAACCAGUUGGACCUACUGAUGAAGUAGUCGAUGAAUUUACUCAAUUUUUGGGAACUGUUGCUAGAAAUUCUGAACUAGCCCCACUUAAUUAUGUUGAAUGGCCAAGCCUUCCCACACAUAACAAAAUAUGGGAUUAUGUCCAG
Chenopodium quinoa (quinoa) is the source of this 3044-nucleotide messenger RNA. RefSeq lists its product as uncharacterized. The record is from RefSeq and is a predicted model, not a curated record. The transcript has 6 exons. Lineage: Eukaryota; Viridiplantae; Streptophyta; Magnoliopsida; Caryophyllales; Amaranthaceae. The coding region runs from base 1958 to 2725 and encodes 255 amino acids.